GAAAAAAUAAACAAACAUUUUCUGGAUAUUUCUGGAAAUGACUGGUCUAAGUAACGACGAUUUCGAGGACCAGCUGGAUAACUUCAUUAUUCGAAAGCCAAGAGAAGAGCAAAGAACAUAUUCGGCUGCACGCAAGGAAUCAAAAAGCGGUCAAAAGAUUCAUGAUCAUAUUCCUUUACUUGUGGGCGAUAUAUUGCGAUCAACUGCUCAUCCGGAAGAUGAAGCCGUAUUUACGCUUUCCAAUCCUAGCACACUAAAUUAUCGCACUUGUCUAGUGUAUGGUUAUGUGGCUGGUCGAGGUGUCCAUAAUAAACACUUCCACAAGUAUUUUAUCGAUGACGGAACUGGUCUAAUGGAAAUUAGUAUAAGCAUUAAACCCAAGGAACAAAAAGUAAUCACUAAUCUUCAUAAUGAAGCUGCCGCAUUGGUUAGCACCUCUGAAUUGAACUACAAGAAGAUUUCGUCCAUCAUGAUACGACUGCUUAGCAAAGCUAUGGAAUACAUUGACGGCUCCUCGAUAUUACCAGGAAGUAAUAUAAUGUUGUUUGGACGUCCCAAUGUUUAUAGAAAUACAAUAUCUUUAGACAUUAUCUCAUUCACAGUCGACAACGAAAGAUCUCGCAAACUCGAAUUAGCAUUUUCAGACUGUUUGUUAGAUUAUUAUCAGAGUUAUAAGAAUAAAUAAAAAAAUAACUAUUAUAAUAAUAAAGAUUUGGUCAAAUCGAAUUGCCAUUUUCAGACUGAUUGUUAGAUUAUUAUCAGAGUUAUAAGAAUAAAUAAAUAAAAAACGGCAAUGCA
Molecule: messenger RNA, 798 nt
Organism: Drosophila innubila
Lineage: Eukaryota; Metazoa; Arthropoda; Insecta; Diptera; Drosophilidae
Exons: 1
Coding region: 38-685 (215 amino acids)
Source: RefSeq, a predicted model, not a curated record